AUGCUGCUGCAGGUUGACACCCAGCCCAUCGACAUAAUGGCAGUGGAGGCUGUGAUUCCGGAGGACCCGAUUUACGAAACUGGUAGUCCCCGGAAGUUUGCUGAUUGCCAUGCCACGACGAAGCCAAUGCCUGGUGCUGCGGAGGAGGUGGCUCCCGAACAAGAGAUCACGCCGGCAUUGCAGAAGCAGAUGCGGACUCAGAGGCGUGAGGCAAAGGCUGCGGCAAAGGCUGCGGCAAAGGCUGCAAAGGGGAAGGGGCGAGGAAGGGGCCAAGGAAGGGGAAGGGGCCGGGGCCGAGGAAAGAAGGAACCCGAAGCUCCUGAGACCGAGAGGAGCGAGGACGACGACGCCGACGCCCCGAAGAAGACAAAGCCACGCAAGACCGAGAAGAGCAAGGACACCGACGCCCCGAAGAAGAAGCCACGCAAGACCGAGAAGAGCGAGGACGACGACGCCCCGAAGAACACGAAGCCACGCAAGACCGAGAAGAGCGAGGACGACGCCGCCCCGAAGAAGAAGCAGCCGCGCAAGACCGAGAAGAGCGACGAGGACGACGACGCCCCGAAGAAGAAGAAGCAGCCACGCAAGACCGAGAAGAGCGACGAGGACGACGCCCCGAAGAAGCAGCCACACAAGACCGAGAAGAGCGACGAGGACGACGCCCCGAAGAAGAAGCCACGCAAGACCGAGAAGAGCGACAAGGACGACGCCCCGAAGAAGAAGCCGUGCAAGACCGAGAAGAGCGACAAGGACAAGCCGAAGCCGAAGACAUCCACACGGGGCGGCGAGCCCACGGAUGAUCCAGAAUUUGGCUGCCCGAAGUGCCGCUGGUCGCCGCGGGGCUGCGCGAGAUGCAGGGAUCCGAGCUACCAGGGGCCGAGAGGACGUCGCCGAGCGUGA
This is a messenger RNA of Symbiodinium sp. CCMP2456, 900 nucleotides long. The record is from the annotation of a GenBank genome assembly. NCBI's taxonomy places the organism in Eukaryota, Dinophyceae, Suessiales, Symbiodiniaceae.